GGCGGCGCAUGGUGAGGCGGCGGCCGCCGGCGAGAGAGACGAGGGAUCCCGGCGUCGCCCGGUCGGGAGGCGCGAAUCCUCCUCCUACGCCUCGCGCUCGCCGGCGCCGCCGUUGCCCUCGACCCGGGCCUUCCCUCCCCCAGUCGGGUCACAUCAAAGGGUGUGCCAAAAGCAAGCAUGAUGAUAUAAAACAGAUAACAUGAAGUCAUGAUGAUAAGCACCGGCUUGCAUUGUACAUGGUCUUGCAUGUUCUUUACAUUGGAGACUGAAGAGGCAUAAGAGGACAAAAUAAUGAUGUUAACUUGUAUCUCUCAAUGUCUAUCUUUUGCCCUUGAUGAAGGUCUCACGCCAAAAGAAGUUUUAGUUCUUGAUCAAAAUCCGGUUUCCCUGUGGACCAUCUCCAAGACGCUUGCUAGAUUCAACUUCAAAGUUCUUCCUUUCCUUACCCCAGAAGAGGCCCUAGAUUUCCUUAAAAGGGGGGUUGCUAAAGAUGAGGAGCUUGAUUUGAUAGUAGCGGAAGUUCAUCCUGGCAACACAGAGAUGGGCACCUUGGUGCUGUUUCACCACAUCCUGAACGAACUUGAAGUUCCUCUCAUCACUAUGUGUGCCUAUGAUGAGGCAGUCUCUGCACACAUGACCCUUGGAACAUGCUUCAAUGUGAUUAAGCCGUUGGAUACCAAAACUGUCAAUUUUCUAAGAAUGAGAGCACUGCAAAACAGGUCUAUUAAAAAUCACAGGUCUGAAACUGAGGAUGAAGAACAAUAUGCGUUGAAUCUGAAUGUCUAUUCAGAUAAUCUGGGUCGGUUCAUAUGGAGCAGUGAGCUCCAUGAGAAGUUCUUGCAGGCUGUUGAAGUGCUCGGGGCGUCUGCUACGCCUCGAAAAAUUCACCAGUACAUGAAUGCCAAUGAUUUGAAUUUGACCAUACAACACGUAGCAAGCCAUCUCCAGAAACACCGGCUGCGAGCGCAGAAGUUAUCUCACGAUGAAGAGUGCUAUCAACAUUAUGCCAGCACAGAAGAAUUAUCUGAGAUGAUUGCAGCGGCGUACAAGGCAGACAGUGCUAAACCCAAUAAUCAUCAGGCAACAACCCAGACGCAGAUCACACAUGGGGUUGCCUCUGCUAUCUGGGACAAGUACCCCGGGAUGGUGUGGCCACAUGUGAAGGGAAGUUCAACUGCCUCUGCUAUGUGGUACAGUAACCCUGGAAAGCCGCGGGGACAAGUGGGGGAGAGCUCGGCCAGAGCACGAGUUUCUCAGACUGCUGCAAGCCCACCUCCAGUUCUGUUACAUGGUACCAAGUCCAUAUGGGAUCGGUACGAGGAGAGCCUGCAGAACUAUAAUGAGAGCCUGUCAUACAAACGCGGGGUGCUGCCUAUAAAGAGCAAAGCACUUCAUGGACAUGGACGCAGGGUUUUCAUCAACCUGGAGAAGGAGGAGACUAGUCGUACUGAAACAGCAGGCAAGAUUGUUAUGAACCUGCAGAGGGAUGACAUGCAGAAAGCCACCACGGACGAGGUGCACGCCGCAAUUACUCCGCAGGAAGGCACAAUGGACGAGGUGCACGCCGCAGUUACUCUGCAGGAUGACACCAUGGAUGGGGCGCACGCCGCAGUUACUCCGCAUGAAGUGAACGAGGUGCCUGUUGCAGCCAUGGGCGCUGGUGAUCUAAUGGACCUUGGGAGCGGUAGCCUGCUUGACGGUAUGGACAACUACCACCCCAUUGCAGAGAAUGCGCAGUCUGAGCCUUUCAGUGACUGGGCUUGGGCGGAGGUGCAGAAAUUCUGGACGAACCAGAUGGAAGGACAGGGGCAGGAGCAGCAAGGCCUUGAACUAGUGGAUCUGCUCCAGGUAGACGGCAUUUCACCAGAGGAACUGCUCCAGGAAGACGAAUCCUGGAACCAGGCGCUUCAGCAGGCAAACCCGGCAAACGUCGUCGUGGACGAACCCAUGGCUGAAGAACCCGUCGCUGGAGACGCCCCGGUGUACGAUCCUGUGAACCAGUCCGGUGUCGCCGACAACAUGUUCUCGGUCUGGAGCCCCCAGUUUGCGGGCGACGACUACGGCAUGCCGUUCUAGGCCCCGCCGGAAGAGGGACAACUGAAGAACUGAUUUUUAUCUUAUAAUAUAAUAAUCUAAGACUGGUGAACAGUAUAAGCAAUAAAGGUUCCUGGGGGAAAUCCUCGGGAGAUAUAUGGGAGAGCUGCUGAUGCUCGGACAUGUUUCCAGUGCCCUGUGGCAUUGGUUAAACCCAUUCGCUAGUAUCGGUUUUCGGACUUUUGUGUAUUGUCUUCCUCCAUGAUGCAUUAUGACCUGAUAAUUCCGUA
Hordeum vulgare subsp. vulgare (domesticated barley) is the source of this 2324-nucleotide messenger RNA. RefSeq lists its product as uncharacterized. Bases 292 to 2076 code for a protein of 594 amino acids. The record is from RefSeq and is a predicted model, not a curated record. Gene Ontology annotation, molecular function: DNA binding. The transcript has 9 exons. Lineage: Eukaryota; Viridiplantae; Streptophyta; Magnoliopsida; Poales; Poaceae. Gene Ontology annotation, biological process: phosphorelay signal transduction system; cytokinin-activated signaling pathway.